AUGUUCAACGCACGAGAUACGCAGAGUGGUAACAGGUAUGAGACGCACAUCAACAUGUACCCUGUAGCGGAUAGCGGGGUGCGGGAUGGCACGGUGAGUGGUGCGGGUGCGAGUGCGAGUGCGAGUGCGAAGACGCCUUAUCCGAUUGAGGACACUGCGAUAGGGACGCUGAAUCGAAUACCUGUGUUCACUAAGGCGUCGAUGAGUCCCAGUCCCAGUCCCGACGAGCUGGCGGACGAAAGCCAUGGAGCUGGGGACAAGAGAUACGAAUUGCCGUUCAUGCUGAGUACUGGGAGCACAGGGAGUUUAGGCGGGAGUGCCAGUGGAGGAGUGAUGGGGGGAGUAAUUGGAGGAGUUAGCGGGAGCAAUGCAGGUACGCAACCGGGGGUACCGCGAGGCGACGAUGCGGCAGGCGCUGAGCCAGUACGAAGAGAAGCGCACGCGAAGGCGGCGAAUCCGUUCAGACAGAUGAUAGACUACCAGGACGUCGAGACGCCUCCGCCGCCGUAUGUGGAGAAGGAGCGGAAAGAGCGGGACGUCCUGCGGGAGAAGAUGUACAGAACGGAGUCACGAAGCCCGCGCAAGGACACUGCGGGGGCCCGGCCCGCGGAACCAGAUACAGGAGCAAGUGUGCAGCCUGAGCUAGCGCAGCCUGAGCUUGUGAAGCCUGAGCUUGUGAAGCAGCGAUCUGAGUCAUCUACGACCACGACGGGGAGCAGCAGCAGCAGCAAGAGCAAGCGAGAUCUGACGGUGUUCUCGCGGGAGGCCGUGGAGUUCUACGAGGUGUACUGUUCUGUGGUUGCUGACCAAGGGAACUUCACGCCGUCGGUGCAGCUGAAGUGGUGCGAGACGCUGCUGGAGUAUGUGUUCAAGCCGGACUUCAUCUCGCACUACAACAUCAAUGCUGAGCGCCUGAAGCGGGCGCUGAAGCCCGAGGAGGCGCAGAAGAACCAGAAGGUGAUCCUUGAGCACGCGUUCAAGGUGCUGAAGAAGCUGAUCUCGUCGCGGUACGCGCCGGCGAUCUACCUGAUGGGGACGCUGUACUCGCACCAGCCGUACCUGGACAUCAAGAACAAGACCAUUGUGACGCGCAACGACGAGAAGGCGCUGGAGUUCUACUGCAAGGCCGCAGCGCUGAGCCACCCGGAGUCGUGCUACCGGGCGGCUGUGUGCUACGAGUUCCGCCGGGGAUGCGAUGCUGCGCUGUCGCACUACGAGUGCCUGCAGCGGGCGUUUCAGUACUACACACAGGGCGCUGAGCAGAGCACUUCGUGCAUGUACAAGCUGGGCAUGACGCACCUGUACGGGCUCACGAGCAUGAACUACGCGCACGAGGAGGACCCGCGCGAGCUGGAGCGCAUCGUGCGGCAGGACGUGCCGCAGGCGCUCAUGUGGCUCUCUAAGGCCACGGAGCAAGGGUCCCCGCAGGCGUGCUACGAGCUGGGGAAGAUCUACGAGUUCACGAACAUGCCCUUGCCGAUCCAGCAGGUGCUCGCGGAGAGCGGCAUACAGAGGGACACCGCAAAGGCACUCGCGUACUACACCCGCUGCGCCCGCGAGUACGACUACCCGCUGGCGCAGUGGAAGCUGGGCCACUGCUACGAGACGGGCGACCUCGACGUGGCGGUAGACCCCCACAAGUCCAUAGCCUGGUACUACCGCAGCGCAAGCGACAGCAGUACCCUCACCACCACAGGUUCAACCACAGGUUCAACCACCACAAGCGAGGGCAAGACCCGCCGGGGCAACCCGAUGGCCAUGCUGGCGCUGAGCGGCUGGUGCCUGACGGGCUCUCCUGGCGUGCUGCGCAGCAACGACGGCGAGGCGCUGCGCUGGGCCCAGCGCAGCUCCGAGACCGCGCAGGGGAAGCUCCCGCGCGGAGUACGUGCUCGGGUUCUACUACGAGCGCGGCAUCGGCACCCCUGGCGGCACCCCGGACAUCCCGCGGGCCACCGCCCACUACCGCCGCGCGCAGCAGUUCCCCAGGGCCGUCCAGGCCCUCCACCGCCUGGCCCAGUAGAGUCCCCCCAUCCCCCUCCCCCCCACACACACACCUAUAUUCCCAGCCAAUCACACACGCAUUACUAA
Molecule: messenger RNA, 2088 nt
Organism: Nakaseomyces glabratus
Lineage: Eukaryota; Fungi; Ascomycota; Saccharomycetes; Saccharomycetales; Saccharomycetaceae
Gene: ACK1
Product: Ack1p
Molecular function (GO): protein binding
Source: RefSeq, a predicted model, not a curated record